Molecule: messenger RNA, 1741 nt
Organism: Wyeomyia smithii (pitcher-plant mosquito)
Lineage: Eukaryota; Metazoa; Arthropoda; Insecta; Diptera; Culicidae
Exons: 6
Coding region: 97-1275 (392 amino acids)
Source: RefSeq, a predicted model, not a curated record
UUGAAAAGAACGCAGCUGUUUGUCUAGUUAUUCGUAUCGAUAAGCUUACCGACCACGUGGAAUCGGAAAACUUUUACCAGGAGAGAAAUAGGCAAAAUGCACUGGUUAGCAUGGUGUGUGCUUAUCGGCAGUUUACAACCAGGGUUUUCAGACAACACCCUGGCAACGAACGAAACACUGCUAGAGCUGUACGAAGGAUCAAGUUUUAGGGAAGGAAGAUAUUUUCCAUUUUACACAAUCGGUCGUAUUGCUAACGUUCCCUGUUUGGCGACUAACGGGUUGACAGGAACCUGUCUAAUUCGAGGCGAGUGUUCCGACAAUGGCGGUCUGUUUGGAGGGAGCUGCAGCACUCUCACCAAUCAGGCAACCUGUUGCUUGUUCAGCCAAACCUGUGGAGGCACAACCAGACUUAACAGCACCUAUUUCACGAACGCAGGCUAUCCGGGGUCAUUAAACGAUGGUGGAUCUUGUAUUUUUACGAUUUAUCCGUGCAGUGCGGCCGUUUGUCAACUGCGAAUCGAUUUCAGAUCGCUCACUCUGGCGCAACCGGAUGGUGAUGGUAACUGUAUAACCGAUAUACUGACGAUUACAGGGGGAAGCUCGGAUGUGCCCGGUAUCUGUGGUGAAAACUCCGGACAGCAUGUGUACGUGAAUUUCGACGAUCUCAAUCCGAUAACAAUACGCGUGGCCACAACGGCGGCAACUUCUUUCAAUCGACAGUGGAAUCUGCAGCUGUCACAAAUCGCCUGUGCUUCUCAGUUUCGUGCUCCGGAGGGAUGUUUGCAGUAUUAUUUCGACACAAGUGGAACUAUCAGUAGCUUCAACUAUGGAUUUGGAGCCAACCCCAGCUUGAACGUUGUUGGUGCUGUGGGCUCCAGGCAGAUCGUCAACCAGCAGUACGGGAUUUGUAUUCGUGCUGGUCCGGAUCAGUGCAGCAUAACGUACAGUUUGCCUGAUAACGGAGGACAAUAUGCUUUCACAGUAUCGGGAGCGGCAGAUGCUUUGGAUCCUGCCCUGAUCGGGAUGGGAGCUUUCGGUCAGAACGGUUUGGACUGCCUUACUGACUACAUUGUCAUACCAAGUCCGAUUGUUACGGAUCAAGCGGCAGCGGGGCAGGUUUUUACCGAUAGAUUUUGCGGAUUAGGAAUUUACUCAGUAACUAGUCAAGUAAAACCCUUUGUUGUAUAUGUUUUUUGGGACGAUAACGAGGACCCUGAUGCAGCCAACCGAGGCUUCCGGCUGGCGUAUAGUCAAAAUGAUUGUAGUGUUGUGUAAAUUGUCUCUCUCAAUCCUACUAACAUGUGGAGAAGAUUUGGGUUGCGAAUUGAUUGAAGAAAAGGAACUGAAUGUGGAUAGUCUUUCGGAAAUCAGCAAUGAUGCUGUAGUUACUGCCUCGCCCGAAAAAAAAAUUACAUUAAAAAAACCUUAAAAGUUGCUGUAAUUGUACAUAGUUAUACCAUAGUUUAACUACACAGUAAAGAAAAUUUACAUUACUUUAAAUGCACAUAGAUGGAGCAUUGGAAACCACGUAAUAUUUCGUGUGGCAUUAUAUUCACAUGCAAAGUAAAUGAAUAUAUUGUGAAUUUGCAUGCAUAUUUAUAUUCGAAGCUUUAAGUUUAUAUCAAUUAACGUACAAAUUUACAUGUCUUAAAACGAUUCUGUAUUGUACAUUAUUUACGAUGUGAAAUUGUAUAUGUUUUUCACUUUAUGUGCUAGAAAUCGUUAUGUGCUUUCAUUUGUA